Molecule: messenger RNA, 2510 nt
Organism: Nicrophorus vespilloides
Lineage: Eukaryota; Metazoa; Arthropoda; Insecta; Coleoptera; Silphidae
Gene: Usp5
Product: ubiquitin carboxyl-terminal hydrolase 5
Exons: 7
Coding region: 89-2479 (796 amino acids)
Biological process (GO): protein deubiquitination
Molecular function (GO): zinc ion binding; cysteine-type deubiquitinase activity; protein binding
Source: RefSeq, a predicted model, not a curated record
CCGGAUGAUUCGUAAUUUUUAUUUGUGUUUUGAGAGCAGUUUUUUUGAUUUUUUAGAAUAACUUUUGUGUCUGCAAAUUAUCGAUAGUAUGGAUCUGUUGCAGGGCCAUUUGACCAAAGUCAAAGUGCCAAGCACGAUUGACAAGGUGUACAAAGAUGAAUGUGUCUAUUCCUUUGAUAAUCCUGAAAGCGAGACUGGUUUGUUUGUGAGUCUAACUACAUUUGUUGGCUUGGGCAAGGAUUAUGUAGAGAAGUACUUCCACAAAACUGGAAAUGCUGUGUUCUUACAUAUGCGAAGGGAAAGGCAUGAGGUAUCCUCACCAUCACAGGGGGAUGGACCAGAGAAGAAAAUCACUCGACUGGCAAUUGGUGUUGAAGGUGGCUUUGAUCCUGAAUCUGGUAGAAAGAAAUUCGAAUUUGAGGAUAAAUAUCAAAUAUGUGUGAUGCCUAAUUUUGUUAUGAUCCCAUGGCCAAACCCAAACUUUCCAGAAAUUGUAUUGCAAAGUGUCCAAACAAUUUUGGAAAUGCAGUCUGCAUUUAAGAAAGCUGAGCUUGAAGCACUGGCAGGUACUUGGGAUGGUGAAGCAAGGAUUAUCAGUAAGCAUGCUGAGAACUUGGAGCAAUUGAACACUGGAAAGAAGAUUCCACCCAGUGGUUGGGUUUGCGAGAAAUGCGAUAAGACUGAGAACCUUUGGUUGAAUUUAACUGAUGGUAGCAUUCUUUGUGGAAGGAAGUUCUACGAUGGUACUGGCGGUAAUAAUCACGCCGUCGAGCAUUACGACCAGACCGGACAUCCGCUUGCCGUCAAAUUGGGCACCAUCACUAAGGAUGGCAAAGCGGAUAUAUUCAGUUACAGCGAGGAUGAUUUGGUCGAAGACCCCAAGCUGAACGAUCAUUUGGCGCAUUGGGGCAUCAACUUGGCGAAUAUGGAAAAGACUGAGAAAUCGAUGAUUGAACUGGAAUUGGAGCUGAAUCAAAAAACGAACGAAUGGGCUGCAAUGCAGGAAAGUGAAGGCAAACUGACUCCACUAUUUGGACCCGGAUAUACAGGGAUGGUUAACUUGGGUAACUCCUGUUAUUUGAACAGUGUCAUGCAGAUGAUGUUCACUAUUCCCAACUUUGUUGCAAAAUAUGUUAAUAAUGCUCAGCAAAUUUUCGAGAGUUGUAGCGGGGAUCCAGCUGAAGAUUUCAACGCUCAAAUGGCAAAAUUAGGCGCUGGUUUGUUGUCUGGUAGGUAUUCAGUACCACCUCCUGCUGGUUCACCAGUCGACGCAGAUCCACCUGGUAUAUCUCCUGCUAUGUUCAAAUCGUUGAUUGGCAAAGGACACGCCGAUUUCUCCACGAAAAAGCAGCAAGAUGCUCAGGAGUUCUUCCUCCACAUUUUGAAUUUAUUGGAAAGGAAUACCAGGAACUCAAGUAAUCCAAGUGAUAGCUUCAAGUUUAAAAUAGAGGAGAGAUACCAAUGUACUAGCAGUGAUAAGGUAAAAUACACCCAUAGAGCUGAUACCCUUCUGGCUCUGAACAUACCGAUGGAGGCUGCUGUCAAUAGGGAAGAGGUUACCGCAUAUGAAGCAAAGAAAGCCGAGGCCGAAGCUCAAGGAAAACGUUUAGAUCCGAACGCUUUGGUGCGACCAAGGAUUAAGCUGUUCUCUUGCUUGGAGCUGUUCACGCAAACUGAAACAAUCAAUCAGUUCUUCAGCACGGCCAUCAACGAGAAGACAACAGCCAGAAAGACGACACGAUUGGCGACUUUCCCAGAUUACUUACUUAUUCAAUUGAAAAAGUUCACGAUGCGCGAGGAUUGGGUUCCAAUUAAAUUAGACGUUGCCGUCGAAAUGCCCGAUAUCUUAGAUCUGAAUCCUCUAAGGGCGACCGGUCCUCAACCUGGCGAAGAGAAAUUGCCAGACCUGGGUGAAAAUUCGCCCGUGCCGGAGCCGGUCUAUGAUCAGAAUAUAAUUUCUGAAUUGAUGAAUAUGGGUUUUCCACAGAACGCGUGCAAACGUGCACUCUACUUCACACAGAACUCGAGCUUGGAAUUUGCCAUGGCAUGGAUCAUGGACCACAUCUCUGACUCGGACUUCGCUGAUCCGUUUAUGCCACCUGGUCUUGAAAAACACUCUGACGAUUUCGUACCGAACAUGGAGGCAUUACCCAUGAUCAUGGGUAUGGGUUUCACGCAUUCGCAGGCUGUUAAAGCACUCAAGAACACCAACAAUGAUAUUGAAAGGGCCGUCGACUGGAUCUUUUCACAUCAGGAUGAGCUGGAUAACCCUGCACCAGCACCAGAGUUUAAAGACGGUGACAGCAAUUAUAAACUGGUCGCAUUCAUCUCGCACAUGGGAACAUCGAGUAUGGUCGGUCAUUACGUUGUACAUAUCUUAAAGGAAGGCAGAUGGGUAAUCUUCAACGACAAUAAGGUCGCCUUGUCGGAGAAUCCACCAAAGGAAUUGGGCUAUUUGUAUUUGUACGAACGAAUGUAAAGUAAAAUAAAAAUCAACACGUUGCCCCAUC